GUUAUCGCAUUCCUCACCCACUCCCACGCUCAACCCACCCCACAAGCCCGGGACAAUCAAGACACACCCAGAACCUUUACCUCCAGGCAAUGCGCAACUAGCCCGCCCACCAAUUCACCACCCCAGCUCUCGCAACUAGAUCCAGAAUUAAUCCAACCCCACCAUCAACACCGCAACCAUGCUCUUCUUCAGCUUCUUCAAAACCCUCACCAACCAAACCGUAACCAUCGAACUCAAAAACGACAUUCGUAUCCGCGGCACCCUCAAAUCCGUCGACCAGUACCUGAACAUCAAGUUGGAUGAUGUCGACGUCCUCGACCUGGACAAAUACCCGCAUUUGUCGUCCGUCAAGAACAUGUUUAUCCGUGGUAGUGUGGUGAGAUAUGUUAUGUUGCCGAGGUCGGAGGUCGAUAUUGGGCUUUUGGAGGAUGCGACGAGGAGAGAAGCAGCAAACCAAGCCGGAAAAGCCCGGUAAUUGGUAUAUGGACUUGACUUGAGUUUCAUUUGCAUUGAUGGUUUGGGAUUGAGAUGAUGCAGUUACGGUUCUGCGUCAUCUUUUCUUUUUCUAUUUUAUUUUAUGUAUUUUUUCUUUUCUUCCCGUUUUUAAUCUUCACGAUGUGAUGAUGUUUGCUGUUGCAGUUGCCGUUGUCAUAUGGGGCUCCUUAUCUCUUAUUUUUAUUAUUGCGCAUUGGUGGUUAGAUGAGAG
This is a messenger RNA of Aspergillus sclerotioniger CBS 115572, 706 nucleotides long. RefSeq names its product Sm-like protein LSM2. The transcript has 3 exons. The coding region runs from base 179 to 475 and encodes 98 amino acids. Gene Ontology annotation, molecular function: RNA binding. Gene Ontology annotation, biological process: mRNA splicing, via spliceosome. Gene Ontology annotation, cellular component: P-body; Lsm1-7-Pat1 complex; U4/U6 x U5 tri-snRNP complex. Lineage: Eukaryota; Fungi; Ascomycota; Eurotiomycetes; Eurotiales; Aspergillaceae. The record is from RefSeq and is a predicted model, not a curated record.